AUGGAGCUCACCAAGGUUCACGUCAGGGGCAAACGCAAAACCCCCGCCACCAAUCGACCUCAGUCAUUACAGGAGCAGCCGCCCGCCAAGGCACUGCGGACUAGGAAAUCAUUGUCCACCGUCAUGAACACUCGAGCGACGCGCCGCCGGAAGACACUCGACUCCCUUCCGGCGGAAAUCCUUGAAAGCAUUUUCCUUUACAGCGGCAAUCUCAGCCUACCCCGCGUGAGCAACUUCAUUGGCAUGAAGCUUUCGGCGCGGGCUACUCUACUGCGUCUCUUCAUGCGGGCCUUUCAUGAGACAUGGGACCAGUGGUUCGGCAUCCCGACCAACCCUGCGGUUGUCCAUGGGCCUUGGUUAGAAGAUGCACAGCAUGUCCCGUGCCGCGGGGACCCUAUAUUCCAGUCCCAAGUGUUAGAUCAACCUUGGAUCACGAUAGAUUUAAUCCUGCAAGCGCAGCAAACCUGGUUUGAGACUCAUGGGAAAGGGCGCCACUAUCAACACAGCGCUUUGUGGGUUGAUGAUGCGCAUCAAGUUGGCCAUGCCUAUAAGGGUGGUGUCUCUCACUUUAAUGCACGAGAGUGCUUCGAAGUAGAUUACCAGCAAGCGGCCAAAUGGCCAGCCUUCGCCACCCGAGGUAUUCACUGGUUCUCGCAAGAUAUUCAUCCGUUGACACGUAUCCCUGAUAGACUCAUCACUGGCCCGUGGGAUGAUGAGAUGCAGCGGCAGCUCUUUUGGCUUUGCCGCGGUGGCUACAUGAGUUGUGGAAAACUCUUCAGCCAGCCUCCCUGGGAGGUCAAGAUGGAGCUAAUCCGCAACUCCAUGCUUAAUGUCGAGGUGCCUAAUGUGGUGGCCAUCAACUGCCUCUAUCGCACCUGGGUCUUUGACGGCCUACCCGCAGACGUCGUGAGGAAGGAGUUUGUCGCAUUGGAACGUCGAAUCCAAUGGGGAGCCGACUCACACCAGACCAGAGACUUGCUACGACGAGUCCGAAGCGCCUUUUUCCUCUCACUGCAUAUGCCAGAGGAACUUCUCAUGAGAUAUACCAACACCUAG
Messenger RNA from Trichoderma virens Gv29-8, 1056 nucleotides. RefSeq lists its product as uncharacterized. The record is from RefSeq and is a predicted model, not a curated record. The coding region runs from base 1 to 1056 and encodes 351 amino acids. NCBI's taxonomy places the organism in Eukaryota, Fungi, Ascomycota, Sordariomycetes, Hypocreales, Hypocreaceae. The transcript has 2 exons.